AGGCGGCCGAACUCGAUUUAGCCGAGAACGUUCGCGAGUAGCGCGUAGCAUAGGUCGCAGUCGCGCCGUCGUCGAGCGCGCGAGUUUUUCGCGCGGAGGACGCGCGCGGAGACGAGAUCGUCGAAGGGGGGCGCUCGCGAGCGGGAAAAAAGGCUUCGAUCGAUCUUCCCGCAUCUUUCAUCAGAUCGCGCGCGCGUCCGGAGACCCGCGUCGCGCGACGCGUCGUCUGUCGUUUGGUUAGGUUACAACCUUAGAUCUUUCCUUUGAAGCCCAGUGAUAGUACGGUCUACACCCGACGUCUCUUCUUGGACGACGCUCGCACGACUCUCGCGUCUCACGUCAUCAGUCACCGCCCUGGGCAACCCUCAGCGAGCGACUUCAGAAUUCGACCGAUCGACAGUUCCCAGAUCGAUCAGACUCUGAAGCGAGCGUCGUCAGAUCGCGAGACAACAGACGGCUUGGCACGCUCAGCUCCACGCGCGCGCGACUACUCUCGAUCCGCCCGACCCGCGUUUGUUCAUCGAUCGCGCUCUCGUCUGUCGAUCGCGACGAGCCGCGGACCGCUGGAAGAGACGGACGCGGUUAAUCAAGAGGACUCACUUCGUCUUCGUUCGCUCGGCUCGACGAGAUGGGGCAAGAAGAGAUCGACGAAUACGCGUCGGCGCUCGCCGAACUCGUGGUCAACUCCAAACCGAUCAUCACGUCGUUGACGAUACUCGCGCAGGAAAUCGCACAGGGGGACGCGACCGCGGCGGCGGCGAUCGCCGCGCUCGUAGAGAAGCACAUCAGAACGGUGAAGCUCACGGGAUUCUAUCUGAUGGACUCGAUCGUGAAGAACGUCAAAGGGCCGUUCGUGGUGUGUUUCCAACGCAACCUCGCGGAUCUGUUCAUGUCGACGUACCAGAUCGCGGACGCGAACGUGCAGCGCUCGAUGGUCCACCUGUUUGACACGUGG
Molecule: messenger RNA, 955 nt
Organism: Micromonas pusilla CCMP1545
Lineage: Eukaryota; Viridiplantae; Chlorophyta; Mamiellophyceae; Mamiellales; Mamiellaceae
Exons: 2
Biological process (GO): termination of RNA polymerase II transcription
Cellular component (GO): cytoplasm; mRNA cleavage factor complex
Molecular function (GO): mRNA binding; RNA polymerase II complex binding
Source: RefSeq, a predicted model, not a curated record